AUGACUACCGUUUUAGUUUCAGGCGCCUCUGGCUUCAUCGCCUUACACACUGUGCAGCAGCUCAUCAAGAAAGGCUAUACCGUCGUCGGUUCCGUCAGAUCACAGGAAAAAGGUGAAUACGUCAAAAGUGCCUCAGGAAACCCAGAAAAGUUCUCUUACGAGAUCGUUGAGGACAUAGAGAAGGAAGGUGCCUUCGAUGAAUUCGUGAAGAAGCACCAAGAAGCCAAUGUCUUCUUGCACACUGCAUCUCCAUUCCACUUCAAUGUCACGAACGUUGAAAAAGAUCUUCUUUUGCCUGCUAUCAAUGGUACUAAGGGCGCCUUGCAGUCGAUCAAACUGUACGGACCCAACAUCAAAAGGGUCGUUGUCACCUCUUCGUACGCAGCCAUUGCUUCCCCUGAAAUGGAUUUGAUUCCAGGAAGCCAAUGGGACGAGAGCUCAUGGAACGAUAUAACCUGGGAGAAGGCGUUGGAAAACCCAUUUUUUGGUUACUAUGGCUCCAAGACAUUUGCUGAGAAGGCCGCGUGGGAAUUUGUCAAGGAAGAGAAGCCUCAGUUUGUGCUUUCCACGGUAAACCCAGUCUACGUGUUCGGUCCUCAGCCCACUGACGACUUCAACACUGCCAAAUUGAACACAUCCUCGGAGAUUAUCAAUGCAAUCUUGAAGACAAGUGGUCCUGAGGGGGAUGUCCAUUCUGUGAAUGCUUCUGCUGUGGACGUUCGUGAUGUCGCAAAGGCCCAUCUCGUUGCCUUUGAGAAAGAUGAGGCCAAGAACGAGAGGUUGUUUUUAACCACUGGCUCGUUCACCCAACAGACUAUCAUCGAUGUGUUGCACGCAGAAUUCCCCGAGCAGACGAAGAAUGUUCCAAUUGGCAAUCCUGGUUCGGACAAAGAGGACGUCAAGAAGAGAGCAUCCCCCAAGAACGACAAAACAAGAAAGAUCUUGGGCUUUGAGUUGAUCCCACUUCAUCAAAGUAUUGCUGAUAGCGCCAGACAAAUUCUUCAAGUAGAGAAGAAGCUUUAG
Molecule: messenger RNA, 1023 nt
Organism: Candidozyma auris
Lineage: Eukaryota; Fungi; Ascomycota; Pichiomycetes; Serinales; Metschnikowiaceae
Product: SDR family oxidoreductase
Exons: 1
Coding region: 1-1023 (340 amino acids)
Molecular function (GO): oxidoreductase activity, acting on the CH-OH group of donors, NAD or NADP as acceptor
Source: RefSeq, a predicted model, not a curated record